Symbiodinium necroappetens is the source of this 2127-nucleotide messenger RNA. The record is from the annotation of a GenBank genome assembly. Lineage: Eukaryota; Dinophyceae; Suessiales; Symbiodiniaceae.
AUGGAGUCACCGGCAGAUGAGGCUGAGGCCCGAAGUUCAAGGCGGGAGAAGAGUUUGAGCUACACGGGGAGGAGAUGGUCUCAUGGCUGGGACAUUGAUGGCCAUCCGUACCUGGACACUUCUUCACAGUUCCUGCACCUGAGUAAGCCGCAGCCUGCAGUAGCUGCACGUGCCCCGGCCUGGGCGCCAAGCUACCCGUACCCACGAGCUUUGCGAGGUCCGAGGUCUGCGUUGCAGGAGCCCACGUUUGAGGGAACGAAGCGCGAGCCGGGCACCGGUAGCUUGGUGGAGGCGAUGGAGACGGCUGCGGCCGCGGCAUCUGCUCCGAGUGCUUUGCCCGAAGACCUGCUGCAUUCGCUGGAUGACUUGUCAGCAGCUCUGGGGAGCCUUGACCAGCCAGGUGUUCUGGCUGCCCUUCAGAAGCUCAAAACAUUUCACUUCGAGGAAGAGAGGCUGAUGGCGAGUCGGGCUAAAGACCUAUUGGACGCAUACACCGGAAGGCGAAGUCCACCUCCUUGCCAGAGCUGGAAACUUCGAGCUCUGGAGAAAGAAAUCUACAAACGCUUUCGGGAGGUCUGCGCGAAAAACCCAGAAGGCAUUCAGCACUUCAUCGAGAAGGGCCUUCCUGCUCAGCUUCUCUCAAUCCUGGAGCCGUAUCGCUUGGCGAGGCAGGCUGCGGACAUUUCAGCUCCUCUGGCCAAGCAGGGUCCAAAGCCGAAACUCAAUGUUGCCACGACUACUACGACUGGUACAAGUAACGCCGCAGCUUCGGCGACUCACCGUGCAGUCGUCCCUGCUAGGAUUGGUGCAUCGGAGGCAAAGCUUUCGAGUGCAGCUCUGCAGCUGCCGUGGUCGUCAGAAGAAUGCUGGGAGAGGCGCUGGGAGCAAGUGUUUCACGAUAACGAGAAUCACGAGCCGGAACAAGCAAAGUGUGGGCAAGAUGUAGCGGUAAAGUCGAAGCGGUUCUUUCUCGUCGUUUCAGCCAUGGACGCUGCGGAGACUUUGGGCCUGGUCGAGAGUUGGACCGAAUGGGACCAGCUCCGUGAAGUGUGGGUGGGAUCUUUGGAGUACAAGUCGCUGACACCACCGGAGGAGCCAGCCGUCGCAAGAAAGGUGGCCUGCUACCAGAAGUACAACUGGCCCCUGAGGGAUGGUUUCGCCACAGAUGCCGAGUGCCUGGCGGAGGCCAAAAGACAACUGGACAACUAUGUGAAGGUCUUGAAGCAAGAGGGCAUCAUCGUACAAAGGCCCAGGCCGUUCGAGACACAGAAGGCGAUCCAGACCCCGAUGUGGUCCAUCGACAGGAUGGGUGGUUUCACCUGUCCCCGAGACUUGUUCUUCGUGGCUGGCAAGCAGGUGAUUGAGGCACCGAUGAGCUGGCGCAGCCGCUACUUCGAGCACCUGGCAUGGAGGGACUUGCUGAUGAGCUACUACCGGUCAGACCCCAGGAUGCGAUGGUCAGCUGCUCCGAAGCCCAUGCUCUUGGACGAGAGCUUUGGUGGUGAUGGUGAGGAGCGCACUAUUCGGAACUCGGAGAUUUUCUUCGAUGCUGCUGAUUCCAGGCGCUUCGGAAAGGACGUGUUCUUCCAGAGUGCGCACACCGCCAACGACCUAGGGCGAGAGUGGGUGCGCCGGGAGCUUGCUGCUCAAGGCACCCGCGUUCAGGACUUCCAUUUCGAGAGUCACUUCCACUUCUCCCACAUCGACGCGCGGCUGACCCCCGUGGAUGAAGGCCUCUGCCUCUUCAGCGGCAUGGACCGGCCGACUCCGGAGAUGAUUGAGCUCUUCAAAGAGAACGAGUGGACCCUCAUCGAUGGAGGAGUUCGUGAGGAUUGCCGGUGCGCCGCCGACCAGUGCGCCCCUGGCAUUCAUCUGAACGUGCUCACCAUUGCACCCAAGGUUUGCAUUGUGGAGAAGAAUGAGAAGAGUCUCAUCAAGCUCUUCGGUGAGGAAGGUGUGGAUGUCAUUCCGAUCGAGUUCUCAGCCUGCUACCCCUUUGGCGGUGCUUUGAACUGCUACACUUUGGACAUCCACAGGCAGGGCCCGGCCCAGAAGUCCUACUUCCCUUCGCUGGACGUGGCCGCCGAGAGGCUGGAGGCGAAGCAGCUUCUCCGACAGUGCUCCUAA